This is a messenger RNA of Lytechinus pictus (painted urchin), 6033 nucleotides long. Its product is annotated as WD repeat-containing protein on Y chromosome-like. Bases 393 to 3806 code for a protein of 1137 amino acids. NCBI's taxonomy places the organism in Eukaryota, Metazoa, Echinodermata, Echinoidea, Temnopleuroida, Toxopneustidae. The record is from RefSeq and is a predicted model, not a curated record. Gene Ontology annotation, molecular function: calcium ion binding; protein binding. The transcript is spliced from 26 exons.
AGACUAUAAAAAUCGGCUGGGGUAAUUGUGCACAGUGCAAAAUGGUGGUUGGUCUUAUUGAUUAAUUCGAGGAGUACGGUAUGUCAGACGCCAAUGAAUGUAAUGCAAUACUGUACAGAAUUGACAAAGUUAACUUUUCGUCGGGGUUUUAGCAUUUCUAAAAAGAACUUUAUAUCAACGAAAAUCGGAAAACACUGACUAUCUUCUUCGACACGUACACAUGCACAGUUAUGAUGCCGGUACGUUUGCGGUGAUUGAUUGCUGGCGUUGGCAGAAAUAAGGUUUAUCGCGACGACAGCGUUAAUUGGGAGUUGGAGAGGGGAGAUUCCCUCCGAACAAAUAAAUUAUCAUAACAGUUAAGAAAUUUAUUUCCCAAAGUUCUCAAGAAUAUCAUGCCAUCGAUAAAGAGACCAGGGAAGCCAAUUAGGCCUUCAUCUGCAUCUGCUCGUCUGGAAUCUCGAUCGCAACCAGCGCCAUUUGAAAAUGGACGUCCCGCCACAGCAGCACCGGGACUGUUCGGCCAGGGACGGGCAGCUGGCCGGGGAGCAGGUCGGGGAGCCGGCCGUGGAGCAGGUCGUGGAGCUGGCGGCUCGGGACAUGGAAGUUCAACAAAUGUUGCACCUGCAAAAAAUACUAAUUGGAUGUUGAACCGAAUGGCAGACUUGGACAUCGAUGUAAAAAAUGAACAACCAGCUAGGAGAAUGACUCUUGGAGCUGUGGAUGGUCUGACUGACAAGGAUAAAGAACAGGCAGCAAGAGUUCGGCACUACGCAAAUUCGGCACCUCCUGGGACCUCACUCAAGAUUGAAGAAAAGAUCAAUCUAGACGACCUGCACAGCUUGAAGAAAUUCUUUGAGGAAGCUGAUGUGGACCAAAAUGGAACGUUGUCCCUGGAUGAAUUUAAGACCGUCUUAAGAGGUUCUCUUAGUCUUAGAACCAAGAAUGAUGAGGAAAUUACAAAUCUGUUUAUGAAAAUAGAUUUCAAUUCAGAAGGAACCAUUGAUUGGGAUGAGUUCUGUACCUACAUGCAGCUUGAGUAUGAAGAGAAGGAGGAUGCUUAUCUACGCAAGAAAGAAGUAGACCUCCACACCCCAGCAGUCAUCCUGUCCUCACCACACAGAGAACCUGUUCUAAGAGUCACUAACAUGAGUGAUGGCACCUGUGUUACCACAAGUCAGGAUGGCACAAUAGCUUUUUGGAGUGGCAAUAUGGAUUUGAAGAGAUGGAAAUCUGUCAUGGUUGAACAGAACACGACGAGACAAAAACCUAAGUGGGUUACAGACUUUGUGAUGAUGACACAAUUUAACAAGAUCAUAGUAGGAACAGGUGACCGAGAAAUCCAGUUUUAUGAACUUUCUACAUUUGAGCCAUAUUGUCAGGUGACUGGACUAGAGACUACACCUCUGAAGCUAACAUACUGUGCUACAGGAUUUGAUGAAUGCUAUCUGAUGUAUGGAGACAGUGAAGGAUGUAUUAAUAUUAUUAUAAUCAAUGGAGUAGGAGAGACACUAAGAACAUGGAAGAAGCUACCCAAGACUGAAGGCAUUGCAAGUGUGACCCUGGAGAAGGUCGCACAUUCACCUUUGACCCAGUUUGUCCGUUGGAAGGUCCAUGAUGAUUGGGUAGGGGAUAUCAAGUACUAUGAUGACAUCAGAUCUAUCAUCUCAUGCUCUAACAGUGAGAACACUGCAUUAGUCAUUGGUUGUACUAUUGGAAGUACCCAUGUCGAAUCCAAACUAAAAGAUGGUAAGGAACACUUGCCCCGCCCGACAACGGCCGACAAACGUGCCAAACUCAGCCAGAUGCAUUACAGUCAUGCCAAGAAACGAUUGGACAAUGAUGAGACCAUAUUCAAGAUCCAUAAGGGGGUGAAGACCUUUGACUUCUGUAAAGAGAAGAACCUGAUAGCAACAGGUGGCAUGGACCGUAUCCUAAGACUGUGGAAUCCAUAUGUACCAAGCAAGCCAACUGGAAUGCUAAGAGGGCACAAUGCACCAAUCUUCUCUCUUUUCAUAGCUCCAACAGAAAACAGAAUCUACAGUAUAUCUCAGGAUAAAACAAUCAAAGUGUGGGAUACGAAAGACCAGGUUUGCAUGCUGACGAUUCGUCCUAAGACACACAAGAUCAGAGGUGACUUACAAGCUGCUCACUACAAUAUAACAUCAAAGGCAUUCAUCGUAGCUACAGACCAAAUGGCAAUGCUGACACACAGAGUAAAAUCUUUAGAAUUACGAGAAAUCCCUACCACACACCGGACACCAAUCCUCUGUGCGAGAUAUAACAGUGAGUUCAAGAACGUUGUAACAACAUCUGAUGCAUCGGUUGUCAAACUAUGGGACUUUGAGACAGGCCACCUCGUCUUUGAGUUCUCUCAAGCUCACAACAACAGCGCCAUCACAGCUCUGACCUUUGAUAACACUGGACGAAGGUUAAUAACAGGAGGAAGGGACGGCAGGCUGAAAAUUUGGAACUACAACAAUGGCCAUUGUCUCAAGAUGCUAGAGAAAGCUGAUGGCAAUGAUGAAGUGACAGAUGUUGUGUAUAUCGAGAUGAACAAGAACCGUUAUGUGAUCUCGGUAGGAUGGGAUAGGUCUAUCAAUGUCUACACAGACUCUAGUGAAGACUUCAGACACAUACAGAGACCCAUGCCACGAUGGACCGAUGAUGAGAAAAAUGGUCACCAGGAAGACAUUUUGUCUGUCUCUGCCUGUCCACCAUCCCUCCUAGCUACAUCCAGCUAUGAUGGAGAGAUUAUUGUCUGGAAUCUAGUCUCAGGAUACGCUUACUCUCACAUACAGAGCACCAAGUACUUUGAUGAUCAUGAUGAGAGAUACAAAGCUGAUGGUGAUGAGAGUAUUUCCAAGGUUCUCUUCAUUCCUUCAAGACGAACUCAUAAAGGGGCAGCUCAACUUGUAGCCAGUGGACCCAGAGGUUGUAUCCAUUUCUGGAAUGUGUACAACAAUGGCCAGCUGUAUGGUAGAUUCAAUUGUGUAAAGAAGAAAGGAGCUUCGGUCAACUGUAUGCAGCUUUCUAAUGAUGAUUUAACUCUCUUCACUGGUGACUCAUUAGGUUUCGUUUCUGUCUGGGAUAUUGAUCAUUAUUGCCUUGACCGCCCUGAAAACAUUGAAGAAGCUCCUGAAUUGUUGGGGUCAUGGAGAGGUCAUAUCCAGAGCAUUACAAGUAUGAACCUUGUUGAAGAACGUAGCGUUCUAAUCACAUCAUCACUGGACUGUACUGUACGGCUUUGGACAACAGAGGGCCAUUAUGUUGGUACGUUUGGUCAAGAUGAGCCUUGGGAUAUCUUCAAUCCAACCACCUUCAAACAUCCUAUGGUCCCUUACGAUGUCCUGGUAGAUCCCCAGAGCAUGCCAAACCACCCCAUCUUUGAUCAGAAGUCGACAUCGUCGUUGUCAGAGUACAUCUGCGAUGAAUCCCUGGAUGAUGGCCAGGCCGGUGGGGAUGAAGACAUACUGGAUGAUGGAAGUAGUCAGGGGGAUGAGAAUGGAGAAAAGGAGGAAGUGGAAGAAAGAGAGGAUGACAAGAAGAGUGAAUCUACUAGCUACAUCAGCACUAAUGAGAAGUUUGUUUAUGAUGAUGAGAUGAUUGCUGCAGAACUCAAGAAGAAACCAUUCAAUAGGGGCUCUGGUAAAAGAUUGCGGCAUGAAAAGCUCCGGUCUAUGCCCAAGGAGAGGGCUGUCACCAGCGCCUACCAGACCCUCAAGUGCUUUGACCUGGAGGACACGCCCCCUCUCUCACCCCCUACCAAGAGCAAAGAUAAGACCAGUGAUCCUUUCACAUUCUCGUGAUGUGAGACUGGUCAAUCAGACUAAACUCUAAGGUCAUUCCAUGAACUUUUCACCUUCUCAGAGCGAAAACGUAAAGCGAUCCUUCCACUUUUUAGUUAUGAAAAGUUUGGUGAACUUGUCACCAAGAGAAAUGAAGGUCAAAGGUCACUUUUGAACUCUCAUAGAGAUGGAUGAUAUUUGACUCUAUAGGAUCUCAUUCUACAAUGCAGGCUGGAAAGUUAAUGGCUCUGUUUACUUCUUGUGAAUGUCAGCUAUGCAUGUAAAGCCUUCCAGUUGAUUGACAUUGACAUUACAUCGUAUUCAUUUGUCAUAGAAUGACAAUUAGAAAGUUAAGGAGAUUAUUUUACUUUGAUAAUGACCAGUCACUGGUAGGACAUACAACCAUCCUGUACUUAGUGGAUUCUAAUAAUAAACUAUUACCUUGAGAUGACAAUCAAUAAAAUAUAUUUUUGUAAAGUACAUCAAGCUUGGUUUCUUUCAGGUCAAAUAUAGUAUGGCAUUGUUUUCAUUGUAGCAUAUAAAUAAUAACCUAAUCAUGAAAUACAUUGUUUGCAGGUAUGUUAUCACAAUUAUCGUAUUCUGGGUAUAUGUUUUUUUAAAUAUUUAAUCCAAAGUUUAUCCGUCCAUCGGCAUUGUCCUGUAAAAUUUUAGAAUAAGAUAAAAUCAUAUAAGUACAAUGUAUUGCAAGCCUUUAUUAAAGAGUUAAAACUGAUUUUAUAUGUUCUGACAUUACAUUCUUCCGUCCAUCAAAGAAUUAUUCAAGCUGAUGAAGCAUUUCGACACUGACAAAAAAAACAUUUGCCUUUAGAAUGGUUGCAAUAUACUUUGAAUUUUGGCCAUAUUUAGUGGAAGGAGGCAUACACACAGCCAUUUUAAUACCCUCUAAUAAAAAUAAUCAUAAAACAUUUUUAAUAAUGUGGAUUUACACCUGAGAAAUUCAACCACCUCAUUUCAUAAUAAUAGUUUUUUUUUUUAAUUAUUAUUCUAAAUGGCCUAGUCUAUGCAUUAAAAAGGGCUCAUGAAAUCAGGAUUCAUUUCAUCAUAAUCGGCAUAAUGCAAGUACAUUUGUUUUAAAUGGUUUAAUUUUAUGAUAAUUCUGUUACCAUGGUUUAAUACCAGAAUAUCAUGAAAGUUGUUGAAAUGAAAGAGUUAAGGUGAUAAGACUGACACAUAUUUUCCUUGUAUUUAGUAGUGCAAAGAAGGCAAGUUACAAAACAGGCUCACAAGGUCACAAACCCUAAAUAUGUUAGUAACAGAAUUUCAUUGCUCAUAUUGCAAUGUCCAGCAUUGUUGGACAUUGCUAUGGACUCAUCAGGGAAAUGUAUUAUGAAGCAUCUCUGAUUCAAGCACUUCAGUAGCUUAAAAUCGCCAUUCAUUUCAUGAACAGAUGACAUUCUGAAGAAAUGUUUGUUUGGAAUAUACAACUUAAACAACUAUAGUGUUUGAUCUAGAAAAAAAAAAUAUUUAUUCAUAUUGCUUAUUGAUGACAAACAUUGAUGUUCUAAUGCUCUUUCUUACUAUCAAUCUCAAUUCAAUUUACAAUAUGAAGUAAUGACUUCUUAUUAACAAUAAUAGGGUCUAAAUGUUCACAAAAAUUUGAUUUGGCUGGAAAUCAAAAUAUGUACUUUAACUAUGAAAUUUCAGUUAGAACCAUGAAUUGGACAUUGAAUAUAUACUGUUCAGCUCCGAUUCUAAAAGCUUAAAUCAGUUUGAUAAAUUAUAAUAUAAUUGUGACCAGACAUGAAAUCACCAAUAUUUUGCUGACCUUAACACCAAGAGUAGAAUCUGUUGAUAUUAUUGUAGAGUUAAUUUGAAAUUGAAAAAAGGUUGCUCUUGUAUGAGCAUUUCAAUAUUAAAAUGCUGAAUUCAUUUCACAUGAUGAAAAAAUUUCAAAUUUUGUUUAUGAAUAUUCAUAUAAUAAUGAAUAAUGUACUUUGUUUCAUUUUGAUUUUCAUUUAUACAUAAUCGGGACUGUGUAAUAUGUGUGUCUUUUUAAGAAGUGCUUUGAAUAUUAUAUUUAUCAGUACAAACUUAUGCACUUUUUGUAAUUCAAGUCUAUGCAGAAUUGUGUAUAGAUAAUUUCACUGGCAGCAUGUAAAUAUUCUUGAUUGGUUGUAUCAUAUUCAGGCAUUAUUAUUUUCAAUUUAAUGUGUUCAGUGUAUGUUAUUCAAUAUGAUGUAGUUGGUCAGUGCCUUAAUAGAAAUAAACAUAUUUCAUAUACUCUAAA